GAGUAACAGUUUUCGGAAAGUUACGCAAGUCAGUUCAAGUCUUUACUGUUAAGCAGUUUGCUGAAUGAUGGAUUACGAUAAAGAUUUUUACCGGAGAAAACAGGAACUAAUGCAAAACAUAUAUGUUUUGAAAAAGGACAUUACACCCCAAGAAAAAGAGGCAAUGAAAGAUAUCAAGUCUUCUGUCCAGCAAGCAUGGGCAAUCAGAGCCAUACCAUGUGUUUUGUUUGGUUACCUUCAAAUCGCUGGAAUACCACGUGCACCAGCAAAGAUACCAAAACUUCUCAAGUCUUUGAAUUUUGGCUCUCAUAUGUAUGCCAUUGUCUUUGGAUUAUGUCUUGGUUAUGGUCUAACACCUAGACGAAAGAUAAUUAAAGAAGUCUUACAUAAACACAACAUAACCACAGAUCACAAUCUAGGAAAACUGAUUGCAAUGGAUGAAGAGGAGCAUUCUUCUUCAACAGUGCCACUCUAUAACUACCAGAGUGCUCAGAAGGCAUAUAACACAGAGAUGAAGAAAGGUCAAGAUAAUCAAGUUUGGUCACCUCUGAAUCAAUUCCAGAAGACAGAGGAAACACAAGAACCAGAUGAUGGAUUUGAAGAUUUUUAUGCUAAAAAACGAGGUAGAAAAACCAAUGCUUAUGGAGAUGAACUGGACUAACAGUUUGAUUGUCUUAUGGAACAGAGAGUGUGUUAUAGUUUUGCAGCCAGAUUUGUCAUCACGUUCAUUUCAUAAAUUGGAAUGCAUUUCAUGAUAAAACUGCAGGCACAGUGUUUUCUACCAGAUGAGACAAAAUCUAUCAGACAGACAUGUGACUAUAAUAACUGUGGAAUAGAGAGAUAUUUUGCAAGACUUUUAGAUAUCUGGUUCAUAAUUUGCAUUUCAUAUGAUAUCUUUUCCUGUUUAUUCCACAAAGUGGCCUAUGAGAUACAGAUUUUCAUAUUUUAACACACAAUAGUUGUAUGCUCUUUUUUUGUUAAACCUCCUUAUAUUGAGCUGAAUAUUGGUGUGUGGAUAUUUGAAGAUGGGUAGAGGUUUGAGUACUAUAUGGCCUACUUUAUCACAAUUAAACAUGUAAACAUUCUGAAAAUUAAAUUAAAAAAAAUUGUAAAUAUGCCAUUUU
This is a messenger RNA of Saccostrea echinata, 1124 nucleotides long. RefSeq lists its product as uncharacterized. The transcript has 8 exons. The record is from RefSeq and is a predicted model, not a curated record. Lineage: Eukaryota; Metazoa; Mollusca; Bivalvia; Ostreida; Ostreidae. The coding region runs from base 65 to 661 and encodes 198 amino acids.